Messenger RNA from Lachnellula hyalina, 1440 nucleotides. RefSeq names its product Nuclear envelope morphology protein (gene nem1). Lineage: Eukaryota; Fungi; Ascomycota; Leotiomycetes; Helotiales; Lachnaceae. Gene Ontology annotation, molecular function: protein serine/threonine phosphatase activity. The record is from RefSeq and is a predicted model, not a curated record. The coding region runs from base 1 to 1440 and encodes 479 amino acids. The transcript has 2 exons.
AUGAACUCACUGAAUAUUCUCUCGGCACGAGUGUCGCCGCCGCAGACUCCCGCGCCUUCUCGGAGUAAUUCUUAUGGCAACCUGCUAUCAUCUGGGGAAGGGUCCGGGUCUAGAAGGAACUCUAGAGGGGACAUACUGAGCGAGAAGGUCGAAAGUUCGGAAACCGUUGGAGAUAUCGAUGAUGAUAGGGCAGUCUACGAGGAAACCCCUUUGUUAUACAAAGAGUCGAGCCAGAUUUCGCUCCCUGAACCUUCGCGCUGGCAUAUGAUCCCCAAGAGGAUAUCUCAUGCUGUAAUCGAGUCGAUACGCUGGGUGUUGUCUACUCUAGCUGCCCCAGGCGUAUACCUCAUAGCAUAUCUCUACGACGAGCGAGGGAAUUUUGCGCCGUUCACGCAGUUGAGGAAACUUGGAUCUGGGUUUUCAGGGAGCGCACGGCGGGGUUCAACUAGCCAAGCAGUUGGCAUCUCAGCAAUCGACAGGGAAAGGAUUGUAGGGGAUCAAAACAGCAGGAGAAGUACACGUCGAGGGUCUGUGAGGGCCUCUAGAGCAGUGCCGUCGAGUUAUUCUUCAUCUGGGAUGUCGUCUGAAUCUGAAUCAGACAGAGACCGAGCAGCUGCAGAUGAAGAAGCGCCUGGAAGCUCAAGCCGACAUACUAGAUCGAAGUCUCUACAAACUUCUGAUGAAAUAGCACCAGCGAGACGGUCCAUUCGGAUUAAGCUCCACAAUGAGGAUACCCUGAGGCAAAGGAAGCAUCGUCGGGCGCAGUCCACAAAUACCCAAAACAGUUCCGGUGCUGUGAGGGCCGGGGAGAUAACACCGGCUACUCUCAAAUCUCCAACUUCUCCGGCUUCUUCACUCUCCAUGACGAAAUAUCCCCGUGCGCCAGUACCACCAAGGCCUUUGAUACCCCGCCGACAGCCUUCUUACACCAUUCCUGAAACUCCUAGUGGACGAUUGACACAAAAGACUCUUGUUCUUGACUUGGAUGAAACUCUCAUUCACAGUAUGGCUAAAGGGGGCCGCAUGAGCACUGGUCAUAUGGUUGAGGUAAAGCUUAAUACUCUCGUUGCAGCCGAUGGAAGUUCGACGCUCGGGCCUCAGCAUCCCAUUUUGUAUUAUGUGCACAAGCGACCUCAUUGCGAUGACUUUUUACGGCGGAUUUGCAAAUGGUACAACCUAGUCAUUUUUACAGCUUCGGUUCAAGAGUAUGCAGAUCCGGUGAUAGAUCUAUUAGAACAGGAACGUAAAUUCUUCUCUGGUCGAUACUACCGUCAGCACUGUACAUACCGGCACGGCGCCUACAUCAAGGAUCUGAGCUCUGUAGAGCCUGACUUGAGCAAGGUUAUGAUUUUGGACAAUAGCCCUUUGAGCUACAUGUUCCACCAAGGUCAGUUGCCAUUCCCCAUGCCGCAGAACCAGGCCCUGAUUUUGUGUAGAUAA